UUUUAUUAUUGCUUGGCCCUAAUCCUCUUCCGUAUAAAUUGUCCCUAAUUGAGAAUCGUGGCAAAAUAAUUAAACCGUAUCAUGAUCAAACUUCAGAUUUCGUGAUGCCUCACACAGUUUGAUUACAUCAGUUGUAAUAAAAUUGAAUUGUCAUCACCUCUACGAUCCUAAAUCCUACAGAAAAGCAGCCUGGGGCAUGAAGGCCGUCUGCAUCGUUCUGCAGGAGUGGAAAGACUCACUUUGCUGGGUUUGAAGAAGUCUAGGAUCGGUGAACAGAACCAGGAACCAUGGGCGUCAGCAGCAGUUCCAGCACUUUAUCUCGGCUCGUCUUCAUUACCGCUCUGGCCAUCUGCAUGGCUCUUGUGCAGACAGAAACGGUGGCUGAUUCCUCCCCUACACUGCAGAAUGAUAACCAGGACACACUAUCCGGUGCUGGAGCCAUCGAUGUGACAACAAAAGUCCCUUACCAGGACACGACAGAAAACACCUUUGACUAUGAGGACAGUACACAUUUAGUAACCUUGGAUGAGGAAGUUGUGCUGGGGCCAGGUGCCAUCACAGCUAUCGUCAUCGCGGUGUUCCUCGGAGCCUCUGUCCUUCUCGCUCUCAUUGUUAUCACGCUCAGAAAGUUCACUGCUUCUUAGGAAGUGUUUUCAUUUUCUCCCUUCCUCAAUCUCAUCUCUUCUCUUUGCUCUCUUGAUUUCCCAUCUCCUCCAUCUGUACUCAUUGGUGGCAGGUCCUCAUGAAAUGGUUGUUUGCAGCUGCUCUUUACUGUUCCUCUGAGUUUUGUGAUUUGUUUCUCCUGUAUGCUCUUAAAGAACUUUUCAGUAAACAGUUUAUUAUUGGCAUUGAUGGUUCCAACACAGCAAAAUCCCCAGAGUUAAAUCAACUCUGCUGAGAGUGCAUAUGUCC
Molecule: messenger RNA, 912 nt
Organism: Megalobrama amblycephala (Wuchang bream)
Lineage: Eukaryota; Metazoa; Chordata; Actinopteri; Cypriniformes; Xenocyprididae
Gene: snorc
Product: secondary ossification center associated regulator of chondrocyte maturation
Exons: 4
Coding region: 288-644 (118 amino acids)
Biological process (GO): cartilage development
Source: RefSeq, a predicted model, not a curated record